Priapulus caudatus is the source of this 1414-nucleotide messenger RNA. RefSeq names its product vesicular inhibitory amino acid transporter-like. The record is from RefSeq and is a predicted model, not a curated record. The transcript is spliced from 2 exons. Gene Ontology annotation, molecular function: amino acid transmembrane transporter activity. Gene Ontology annotation, biological process: amino acid transmembrane transport. NCBI's taxonomy places the organism in Eukaryota, Metazoa, Priapulida, Priapulimorpha, Priapulimorphida, Priapulidae. The coding region runs from base 13 to 1356 and encodes 447 amino acids. Gene Ontology annotation, cellular component: vacuolar membrane.
GAUGACUUCGAGAUGGCCGACGUGCCGAACGGCACGACGACCGUGUCGACGCCGGGAGAGUGCGGCGACGGCGACGACAUGCAGAACGGCUCCGUGCUCGGCGUCGAGUCGAUGGGACCGUCGCAUCCGCGCAACGCCAUCUCUGAGUGGCAGGCAGGCUGGAACGUCACCAACGCAAUCCAGGGCAUGUUCAUCGUCAGUCUUCCUUACGCCGUACUGCACGGCGGCUACUGGGGCAUCUUCGCGAUGGUCGGCGUCUCGUACAUCUGCUGCCACACGGGCAAGAUCCUCGUCGACUGUCUGUACGAGGAAGACCAGUACGGCGUCAAGCACCGCGUGCGCGACAGCUACGUCGCCAUCGCCGAGGUCGCGUGGGGCAAGCGCGUCGGCAGUCGCAUCGUCAACAUCGCGCAGAUCAUCGAGUUGCUGAUGACGUGCAUUCUGUACGUGGUGCUGUGCGGCGACUUGAUGAUCGGCAGCUUCCCGGACAGCUCGAUCGGCAUCGCCUCGUGGAUGACGAUCGCUUGCACGCUGCUGCUGCCCUGCGCCUUCCUCAAGCACCUCGGCGCCGUCUCGUGGCUGAGCUUCUGGUGCAGCAUGGUGCAUCUCGUCAUCAACAUCAUCAUCCUCGGCUACUGCUUCUCGCGCGCCGGCGAGUGGGACUGGAGCAGCGUGAAGGUGAGCAUCGACAUCUGGACGUUCCCGAUCGCGCUCGGCAUCGUCGUCUUCAGCUACACGUCGCAGAUCUUCCUGCCGACGCUCGAGGGCAACAUGACGCGUCCGGACCGUUUCACGUGCAUGCUCAACGUCAGCCACGUCGCCGCGGCCAUCUUCAAGGCCGGCUUCGGCUGGCUCGGCUUCCUCACGUUCGGCUUCGCGACGCAGGAGGUGAUCACGAACAAUCUUCCGACGCCGAGCUUUAAGGCCGUCGUCAACAUGAUUCUCGUUGUCAAGGCGCUGCUCUCCUACCCGCUGCCGUUCUACGCCGCAGCCGAACUGCUCGAGACGGCGCUCUUCAACGAGAAGGCUGGCACGUGCUUCCCGUCCUGCUACCGCGACGACGGCGCCUAUAAGAUCUGGGCAAUCUCUCUGCGCAUCCUACUCGUCGUCUUCACGCUCGUCAUGGCCGUGUCCGUGCCGCACUUCGCCAUCCUGAUGGGACUCAUCGGUAGCUUUACGGGAACGAUGCUGUCGUUCGUCUGGCCGUGCUACUUCCACAUGCGGCUAAAAUGGAACACGCUCGGAUGGCUGACGGUGAUGUUCGACGCUUUCAUCAUCUUUCUCGGCUUCUGCUGCGGAACAAUAGGCAUCUACUACUCCGGUUACGCUCUCAUAGUUGCGCUAAAGUAUUACUAGCAUGUAAUUAUCGUGUAUCCCGUAGUAAUAAUAAUAAUAAUAAUAAUAAUAAUAAUAA